AUGUUUUCCUUGAAGAUUUUCGUCACGGUCACGACCCUUAUCGCCUCGUACGUCGCCGGUGCUAUCCUCUACGAGGAUGAUGACCCCGACCUGAUUCUCGCCGGCCAGGUCGAAACGCAGUUUGGUCUGGUAUCAUGGUUCAAAGACAACACCCCCACCGACAAAAGUGCCCCUGUCGACAAAACCCGGGAUCCCAUCCGCCGCGGCCCCAAGCUCCACAAACGCUGCGGUUCCAACACCGUAAUCUGCUCCGGCAAGCACGCCGCCGACGUACUCGUCUGCGAGACCCUAGUCCGGGGCGUCUUCCCCCUGCAAUCCGAAAUGAUCCCGGAGGACGACCACCGAUCCAUAUGCCUCGAGCAGGUCGGCAAGCGGUGCUGCAUCAACUGGUCCAAGAAUCCUCAGGGCGCCUUUUACCAGGACCUGAUCGACGCGGCCGAGAAGCAGCUCUACACCUGCCAGUUCCGCGGGCAGGUCUCGGCCAAGAGCAAGGACGUGCUGCUUGGCUAUGUCUGUGUGAACCAGUGCAUGGCUAGCUGGAACCAUUGCAGUGGGCCGGAGGAGGACAGUAGUUUCAAGGAUGGAACGGAUAAAGGGCAUGGUUCCGAAUAUGCAGAUCAUCCGGUGGUGGAGAUCUUGCCGUUGCCUAAACCACCUAGGUAG
Messenger RNA from Neurospora tetraspora, 663 nucleotides. RefSeq lists its product as uncharacterized. The record is from RefSeq and is a predicted model, not a curated record. The transcript is spliced from 2 exons. Bases 1 to 663 code for a protein of 220 amino acids. NCBI's taxonomy places the organism in Eukaryota, Fungi, Ascomycota, Sordariomycetes, Sordariales, Sordariaceae.